This is a messenger RNA of Paraglomus brasilianum, 2214 nucleotides long. NCBI's taxonomy places the organism in Eukaryota, Fungi, Glomeromycota, Glomeromycetes, Paraglomerales, Paraglomeraceae. The record is from the annotation of a GenBank genome assembly.
AUGACUGAAUCGGCUCCUGAUAUAACAAAACAGAUAACUGAGAUUGUUGUCGUUGGAGAUGACGACAAGACUGCAAAGCUAAAUACCGACGAAUACUGCAGGAAAUUGGAUAUAGGAGGACAAAAGGUGGUCGUAGUUAAGCAUGAAACCGAGAUCGUUAGCGGAGGAGUCCAUAACUACUGUGUGCAGGGAAGCCCAGAACAUGUUGCAGCAUUAAAAGUAAAAGUAGAUGAAUUAAAAGAGUAUUCCGCCCGCCUAGAAAGAGAACGCGCAGAAGCCGUAAGCCGCUCAGAGUCCGUAACCGGUGAGCUUGACAGACUGGUUGCCGAACUCAAGCAACUCGGCCACGCUGAUGCAGACUCUGAGCAGACUAUCCAUGCUACUGUACACACCUUUGGUAGACUUCAAAAAUUGGAAAUAAUUGCCGAUGAUGAAGAUAGAGACUAUUUGCGUUUGAUUAGAAAGCCAAGAGUAAGGCAGUAUUGGCAUGAUGGUGCGUUACAUAGAGAGGCAGAAGAGAGAUCCAUGAGUUAUACUGAAUUGUUUUGGGAUUUGAUAUUUGUCGGUGUGGUCAGGAUUAUUGGGCAUACAUUGGUCAGUGAUGUUAACAGCGCGUCGUUGAAACAUUACUUCCUUACAUUUUACCCACUCUGGAGACUGUGGACAGAUGUACAUACUUAUUUAAACGUAUACUCAUCUGAUGAUCUGGUUCAAAAAUUUGUUCUUCUCUGGGAAGGCGCAAUUGCAGUCGGCAUGGCAACACACUCUGAGAAAGUCGACGGGAACGUUGGACAAUUCUACAUAAUCUCUUAUAUAAUCGGCCGCCUAACCUUUGCCACGCUGUACCUUAACUUUGCUCGAUUUAUUCCGAUGUUUCGCGUUAGCUUUAUCGCCAACGUCUGGGGUAUUGUUAUUCCGUGCAUUUUCUGGGUGAUUGCCGCUGUCGUACCUAAUAAGGUCACAUCAAGCCUGGUCUGGGCAGCCAUUGCAUUUGAAGUUUUUUGGAAUGGUUUCAUACCGAUUUAUAACCGUUAUGGAACCAAGCAUCCAGCGAACCAUACACAUACAGCGGAUUUCGAGCGAGUUGUUACAAUCACUGAAAGCGAGAAGGAUGGUACAGUCACUGAAAGCGAGAAGGAUGAUACAAUCACGGACGAAGGAAGAGAAGAGAAAUUGCAGGGUAUCGCAUUAACUCCACAUUUGUCAAUGAGGACAAAAGGGACAGAAUAUCAAUGGAAAUGGACCGAUUGGUUUUCGCUAUUUGAAAUAGCCAAGUAUAGGCCAGCUUUAAAUAUUGAGCAUUGGAGUGAGAGGGUGGGUUCAUUCGCAGUCAUAUGCUUGGGAGAAAUGGUUAUAAGCAUUCUGUACACAAGUUUUAAUACAAUCCCAGAUGGGAUAUUUGGAAAAGCCGUUCUUGGUUUACUAUUUGCUUACAACUUGCACUGGAUAUACUUUGAUGUCGAUGCGAGCAGACAAUAUCAACAUGCACUUAGAAGACAUGUCAUUACCGGACUCUGCUUCGGGUUAAUCCAUUUACCAUUGAAUAUGGCUUUGAUUGCUGCAGGGGUCGCGCUCUCAGCAAUAGUCCAAGCAAGGGAUUUUCCGGGAGCACAUAGCAUUCCCGAUGGGGAAUUGACUGAUUCAUCCUCUGAUUUGUCAUCUCAUCUAAAUACCGACUCAGCGCUUGCAUAUGCUACUUCUGAUGUCGGAGGGGCUUCUGCUAUGCCCAAGGAAUUGAUAUGGCUGUUUUGUGUGUCAUCGGGUAUUAUAUUGUAUUGCAUGGCUGCUAUUGGAAUGCUUCAUAAAGGAUUAGAUACUGUUGAUUCUUUGAGGAUACCUAAGGCUUACCGUAUAUCUUUGCGACUAAUAAUCGGCACCAUCUAUAUACUCCUUCCACUUUGCAAUCUCAACUCACUCGAUCUAGUAAUAACGGUCUCAGUGUUAUCUCUUUUCCUCGUUAUCAUCGAAACGUAUGGCCGCCUGCACAGGAACGAACCUAUAUUCUUCGAUUGUGAUCAAGACAUUAUCGGCGAUAGCGCGACGAUGACGAGAGCAAAAUAUAUUAGAUGGAGGUGGGGUCCGUUGAAGAAAAAUCAGCGUAGAUGGUCGAGGGGUGUGUUGAGACAGAGAAAAGAUAAGAAAGAUAAUGUAGAGGAUGUUGUGGAAGAUGAGAAUUUGAAUGGAGAUAUGACGGUGGUUGGGGACGGACGUUGA